Acanthochromis polyacanthus (spiny chromis) is the source of this 3437-nucleotide messenger RNA. RefSeq names its product transport and golgi organization 6 homolog (Drosophila) (gene tango6). The transcript is spliced from 18 exons. The coding region runs from base 139 to 3297 and encodes 1052 amino acids. Gene Ontology annotation, biological process: protein secretion. NCBI's taxonomy places the organism in Eukaryota, Metazoa, Chordata, Actinopteri, Pomacentridae. The record is from RefSeq and is a predicted model, not a curated record.
CUGAGUUGUUUUUAUUUUAGCUUUAGCAUCGUGAAAACUGAACCGGAUGACUAACGCGUCGGAGUUUAGAGUAAAAACUGAUUCUGUAAAUAAUUUUUCGACUUGUAAUGUAAUGUUAGCAGUCAGUGUAACAUCAAAAUGACUUCGGCUAUACUGUCGGCCUUAAAUAUCCUCACCAGACCCGUGAACGAGGCCUGUGGACCCGAUGCUCAGUCGUCUCAGCAGCAGGUUCUUCUGGCGGCUCUGGAGGCCAACAGGACUCUUCUGCUGCAGCGUCUCCAGACUGAGAGCAGCUUGGAGGAGGUGAGGAGGCUUCGGGAGGAGGUGAAGGUGGAGGCCGGCUGGUUCUGCAGCGACACGGAGGACGUCACCUGGAGCUUCGUCCAGGAGUGUCUGCUGCUGCUGCUCGCUCUGACCCGACACCUCUCUGAAGAACUGGAGCGUUUCCAGCAGACUCCGCCUCCUCCUGCAGCCCGACACCGCACACCUGAGCUGGCUCCACCUUUACCCCCCGACAUCCUCAGCGUCGCCCAGCAGAAGACGCUCGGAGCUGCUCUACAGUUCGUUGUAUCUCUGGGUCUCUGUCCCUACCUGUCCCCAGGUGUGGGCAUCCCUCUGGGCCGAAGGUUCACGUUUGGAGCCUUGGUGGAGAAGCUGGUCCAUGGAGGGGCGGAGCCUGCAGGGGGACGCCGCCUUCUCACCACCACUAACGUCCUGCUGCAGCUGACUGAGCUGUCCUCUCUGGCCACGCUGGUGUUCACCAGACAUCUGGGGGACGUGAUGGCGGCGCUGUGUCAGCUGGGAUACCAGCCUCACCGAGAGGAGCAGAGGCCGCUCACAGUUGAAGAGUGCCGAUCGUGUAAAGAGGCCCUCAGGAAGCUGCUGGCUAAAGUCUACCAGCCGAUCGUCGUCAAGGAGCUGCUGAUCCUCCAGGGAGGACCCAAGCAGUCUGCUGCAGCCGUGACCUCCGGUGGGUCCAGCAGCAGCAGGGCAGGUCUGGGAUCAGCUCCAGCCUGGUUGAGGCGUCUGUGUGGUCAGCUGCUGUCUGAGCGUCUGAUGCAGCCCAACGGCGUCCAGGCUGUCGUCAGAGCUGUUCUGGAGGGAGGAACAGGGGGCGACUCUGACUGGAGGAAAUGUGACGCUGUGGCUCGGAUCCUGGUCGCCUGUCCUCAGCAGUCCACAUCUGCAGAUGCCUACUUCAGGAACAUCUGUCCUCAGAUCCUGGAGCUCAUGCACUUCAAAGACAAGUUGACAGCUCAGCAGUUCCAGAGAGUUGCCACCAGGGCGGCGUUGUCCAUAGUUCAGGAGAGGAGCAGCUUCGGCCAACAGUUCCUGCUGCGCCCCCUGCUGGCAGCACUGCAGCGCUGCACCACCCCGUCCAACCAGGAGGAUUCUCAAGUUGCUGUAGAAGAAUCAGAACUGACUCGAUGUGUGGAGGAUGUCUACAAGAUCUGGGUGGUUGGAAACAGUCCAUCGGUUUCUCUCCUGGAAGCUCUGGAGGAAGUUCUUCCUGUCGUCUUCACGCUGUUCUGCUUCACCAAGAAGAACGUCUCCCACCUACGCGCCCCCUGUCAGGAGAUCUUGGUGUGGUAUCUGAGCCACGCCGAGUCGUCUGCAGGUUUGUCGAUGAUCAGGCAGCUUUCAGGCCUGGAGGAACAGAAAAACGAGGUGGCGGCGGGUUUCCUCUUCACGCCGGGCAGCGAUGGAGGAGCUAGACUGGUCUGUAGAGGAAGCAGCAGCGACGAGGACGAUGAGCUGUACGAGAAGCUGUCAGGGGAACAGUGGAGACUGGAGUGUCUGAUGCAGAUUCUGUCUGAGCUCAAAGACUCCGACCUGCCGGGGGACUUCUUCCUGGAGCUGCUGCAGGAACUGACCAGCUGGGCGGCUGCAGCUGAUGAUGAGGAGAAGAUGGAUGAAGAGCAGCCGGAUGUGUCCGCCAUGACGCUGCUGGAGGUGGAGCAGCAUCUGCUGGGUGGAGCUGAGAGACGAGCCCAGAAGGUGGUUCUGCUGCAGGUUCUGGCCGUGAUGGUGGAGAGCUUACAGCACACCGAGCUGCUGAGGAGAACCUCACAGGUGGUGGACUUCAUGGUGACCCUCCUCCAGAGGGCCUGUGUGGGCCUCGAUCAGGCCAGCCCGCCACGUGUUGGGAACCCGGUGGAGAGCCAGACUCUGAGCAUGGGGAUGGGUCUGGUGGCCACGAUGUUGUCUGGACCUCAGGUCAGUGCAGACGACUACUCGUCCAUGUCGAAGCUGCUUCCUCCUCUGCAGGCUUUAUCUCAGCAGCAUCCAGACGUCUUCAUCCAGGAGCUGGCGUCCAACCUCAGAGCCGUCAUCGCGACUCAUGGCGCCUUCCGGCCUGAAAACCUCAACACCACCGCUGGUUCAUCCUCCAGAAACCCUGAAUCAACAGCAAACGACAUCAGUGGAGCUAAGACUCCUGUCAACAAACUCCCAGCAUCCUCUGCAGGAUCUACAAGAAAGCCCACCAGUGACCCUCCUAGCAAGCCCUUCUGUGAUUGGCUGCUGGAGGCCUGUGACCCGGAUGUGCCGACCAGAGCGUUCGCCCUGAGGGUCCUGAACCAGAAGGUGCACCACAGAGACCCGGAGGCCGUCCAGAACCAGGAGAAAGUCCUCACGCUUUUCUUGGAAAAUCUGGAGCAUGAAGACUCAUUCAUCUACCUGUCAGCCAUCCAAGGUCUGGCUGCUCUGGCUGAUUCCUAUCCUGACAGGAUCCUGGAGAGGCUCCUCAAAGACUUCCAGCUUGGACCCUCGCUGUCUUCGUCCGACCGCCAGCGCUGCCUGGAGACCCGGCUGAAGCUGGGAGAGGUUCUGAUGAGGGCGAGCCGGGCCAUGGGAGAUCUGGCCCCUCACCUCGGCCGUCCUCUGCUGGGCGUCUUCCUGCAGGGAACCAGAGAUCCGGAUCAGACGGUCCGAGCCAGCAGCCUGUCCAACCUGGGAGAACUGUGUCAGAGGAUGGACUACAGUCUGGGACUGCUGGCUCAGGAGUUGAGUUCCUGUCUGACGGCUCUGAUAAAGACAGAAAAAGAAGCAGAGGUGAGGAGAGCCGCCGUCCACGUUAUCGCCCAGCUGCUACGAGGCCUCAGCGACAAAACCACUCAGGUUCUCAGUGAAGUUCUGUUGGACCUGUACCGGGCCCUGAAGCUGGUGCUUCGCUCAGACCCAGACGAGGUGGCGGUUCUUCACGCUCAGCUGGCCCUGGAGGAGCUGGACGACGUGAUGAGGAGGUUCAUCUUCCCCGAGCAGAAGCUGGAGAAGAAGAUCGUUGUCCUGCCGUAGAACUCCUCCUGGUGUCGGUUCUGCUUCCUUGUAAAGUGGAUUUUAUAUUCUGGAGUUUUCAUCCGUCUGUUAGAUCCUGAAGAAGCAACAAAAACCAAACCACCAACAAACUGUUGACAAAAUAAAGUUUUAAACACCAA